Molecule: messenger RNA, 847 nt
Organism: Pocillopora meandrina
Lineage: Eukaryota; Metazoa; Cnidaria; Anthozoa; Scleractinia; Pocilloporidae
Source: the annotation of a GenBank genome assembly
AUGAUACGAGGUCUGGGACUCACCGUGACAGAACUGAUGCUCGCGCGAAUGACGGCAAUCAGAUAUGCGGGAAAGAAAGACAAGCCCGCACGUCUCGUGGAAAUGAUGGUCCGCUUUGGAGUUGACUUCCUGACCAUGACGCCCCUGGAAGCCGAACAGACAAAGGGGCUCAGACUGGCCAGCUCUUCCCACUGGGAUCUCGUGAUAGCCUCUGCUCCAGAUGACGGGGAGGACAGCAGUUCGGAUGAGUCAGAACUCUUCGUCGGGUGGGAUGCUGAAAAGGAGCUGGACCCACUUCCCUCCCGAGGAACCCCAGAGUACACUGAAACCGUGACCAGGCACAUAGAAAAUCUGCUGCAGUGCUACGUGUCUGUGCAGACAACGACUCAGGUAGGGUCUCUCCUGUGGUUAAGAGCGAGUCAGUCAGUCAGUACACGAGCUUAGAACCCAUUACUCCAAAUGACCAUAAUACCGCAUUUAAAGAUCCUCUUCAUCACGCAGGACCUUGUUUUAGAUGACCAACUAGAUAUAUCUCACCCUUUUAUAACAGGCACUGCAAGUCACAGCUGCGGAAGCGACACCGACACGAAGACCCAGUGGCAGCUCCGGCGUGGUCAGACGAAGAAAGCAGACAACUCCCAGACGUGCCAGGACCGGAGCAUCCCAGGUGUCCGCAGAAGGGCCAGUAGCUGACGAGCAAAGACCGAGGGACCAAGAAGCGCGACAGGAAGUACCACCAGACCCCCGGCAGUGUCUGCUAGCACUGCCGGGAAUCAUAGCCACACGUAUACCCAACAGAGAGUCUUUGGACAGGCUGCAAAAGUUCCUGCAAGAAAACCAACCUUAG